AUGUCGUCGACAGGUAUCCUGCAGGUGGUCAAUGGUGACGGUGAAUUCAAUGAACAAGGCGUCAAUGACUUUGUGGAGCGGCACAACAUAAGGGAUGUUGGAGUGGGGUACCAAGUGGUGGCCAUCACUGGUCCUCAGAGCAGUGGCAAGUCGACACUAAUGAAUGCCUUGUUUGGCACCACUUUUGAGGAGAUGGAUGCCAUGAGCGGGAGGCGCCAGACAACAAAGGGAAUCUGGCUGGCAAAAGGACAGAAGAUCGAGGAGCCUUCCACCCUCGUCCUUGAUCUGGAAGGUAGCGACGGGCGGGAGCGCGGCGAGGACGAUAACUCCUUUGAGCGUCAGAGCUCGCUGUUUGCUCUGGCGGUGGCAGACGUGCUCCUUGUGAACAUGUGGGCCAAGGAUGUGGGCCGUGAGGCUGGUGCAGGCAAACCACUCCUCAAGACAAUCUUCCAGGUCAACCUGAAGCUGUUCACUCCUGCGCCCAACAAGCGGCGCACAGUGCUGCUGUUUGUGUUCCGGGACCGCACCAGGACGCCCCUGCAGCGCAUCAUAGAGACUUGGGAGGAGGACUUGAGGCAGAUGUGGGUCGCCAUCACCAAGCCGCCCAACUAUGAACAAUACUCAUUCACAGAUUUUUUCGAGGUGAAGUACUCGUCGCUGCCCAACUUUGAGGAGAAGGAGGAGGACUUCCGAGCAGAGAGUGUCAUAUUGCGGAGGCGCUUCUCUGAGGAAGGAGAUGACACUCUGGUGCGGGUGAGCAAUGACAAGCUGCCAGGCCACGCGCUGGCCCUCAGCUUGCAAAAGGUGUGGGAGAUCAUACGCGACCAGAAGGACCUCAAUCUGCCGGCCCACAAGGUAAUGGUGGCGAACAUACGCUGCGCGGAAAUAAUGGAGGAUCAGCUGCGCGCCCUGGCGGAGGACCAGGCCUGGCUGGGGCUGCGCCAGGAGGCUGCCACUGGCCUGGUGCCCAACUUUGGCACACGCGCCGCCGCCUUGCUGGACUCCUGCCUGUCGGGGUAUGAUGAGGAGGCCAGGUAUUUUGAGGAGACUGUGCGGCGUGCAAAGGAGGAAGAACUGAUCGUGCGCUCGCAGCGCCUGGUGGCGGCUGCUUUCGCAGACCAGCUGGGACUCCUGCGGCAGGCCGCCCUGGCGCGCACUGUUGCAGCGCUGGCCCAGCCUGACGCACAGCAUGAAUUUGCUGCAUGCGCCUCCAGGUGCGCUUCCGCUGUCAAUGAGGGCCUGAAGGCUGUGGUGGUCUCUGGCACCAAGUGGGACACAGUGGAGGUUGUUGAGCAAGUGUCACGCGACAUCGAUGCUCACAUCAACAACCUCCGAGCUCAGAAGGUGGCUGAAAUUGGGUCGAGGGCAGAGAAGAGCCUGGUGGCAGGCCUGGCUGGCCCUGCCAGCGCACUGCUGGACAGCUGCCCCUUAGACCUGUGGCCGCGGCUGAGGCGACUGCUCGCUUCCUCCCUGGGGAAAGCAUCCCAGGUGGUGGCGGAGGGGCUGCAAGGAUAUGAGGUGCCAGGGCCGGACCUGGACGCCCUGCAGCAGCAGCUGGAAGCCUUUGGACGGGCGCGCGUCGAGUCUGCAGCGCGCGAGGCCGCCCACACCGCCCUCCCCCGCAUGAAAGAGCGCUUUACUGAGGUGUUCUCGAAGGACGAGGGGGGGAUGCCGCGCAGCUGGGGUCCGCGCGCCAACAUCCCUGCGGCCAACCAGAAGGCCCGGCUGGCGGCCGCGCAGCUCCUGGCCCAGCUGGCAGUCAUGCGCGUGGACAGCCCACAGGAGUCUGAGGCGGAUGUGGUGGAGAGGGCAGUGCUGGAGCAUGCAGGGGAGGGACCCAGCACCAGCGGCGGCGGCGAGCCCAGCAAAGGGGCGGCGGCUGCAGGCGCUUUCGACAUGGUGGCCGCGUCAGAGUGGCCGGCCCUUGCAGAGGAACUGGUGCUGCUGAGCCCUUCGCAGUGCCGCACUCUGUGGCGCCAGUUCUCAUCAGACACCAGCUACGCCGUCCAGCAGGCUCAGGCGACGCAGGAGGCCAACCGAGCAGCGAGCAAUCGCUGGCCGCCCUUCUGGGCCAUCGCGGCCAUGCUCGUGCUGGGCUUUGACGAGAUGCUCGCCGUCCUGUACAACCCGCUCUGGCUCAUCCUCGCCCUCUUCCUCUUCCUGUUUGGGAGGACCGUCUACCAGGAGCUGGAUGUGGAUGCGGAGAUGCAGAGGGGGCUGCUGCCGGGCGCGGUGGCGCUGAGCGGCAAGUUUGUGCCGGUGCUGCAGAGCGUGAGCCAGCGCACGCUCAACACCGCGCGCGAGUUCCUGGCCGAUCCGAGCGCGCUGUCGGAGCGCGUGCACGACGGCCUGGCCGCCACCGGCAACGCCAUGCGCGAGCACAUCGCGCCCGACGCCCACAGCGCCACUGCCGGCCCGGGCAGCACUGCAGGCGCAGGCGGUGCGAGGGAGGCAUCGCGCAAUGGGUUGAGCGAGGCGGGUGUGCGCAAGCGGCGGGCUGGCCUGGGCGAUGUGGAGAUGACGGAGCGGUCAGAGCAGACAGAGGCCAUGUUGCAGUGAAAUUAGGGGAUGCAGUGCACACCAUCAAGGCGCCACUGAAACCGAUAGACACAGUGAGGUUAGGACAUGCCCUUGGAGUCAUGGUGGUCCAUAUGGGUGGGUUAUAUUUACGUGAUUGUAUGGUAAUAUGACGGGUUCCCUUGUCAUGUCAUGUAACCUUACAUAUGGUGUUC
Molecule: messenger RNA, 2732 nt
Organism: Coccomyxa subellipsoidea C-169
Lineage: Eukaryota; Viridiplantae; Chlorophyta; Trebouxiophyceae; Coccomyxaceae
Product: root hair defective 3 GTP-binding protein
Exons: 15
Coding region: 1-2559 (852 amino acids)
Biological process (GO): endoplasmic reticulum membrane fusion
Cellular component (GO): endoplasmic reticulum
Molecular function (GO): GTPase activity; GTP binding
Source: RefSeq, a predicted model, not a curated record